Messenger RNA from Rotaria socialis, 1257 nucleotides. The record is from the annotation of a GenBank genome assembly. NCBI's taxonomy places the organism in Eukaryota, Metazoa, Rotifera, Eurotatoria, Philodinida, Philodinidae.
AUGACUUCAUUAACACAGAGCGAUGUUGAAAAUCUUUAUCAAUAUCGCGACGAGUUAUUUAAACCGAAUGCAAAACUUCCUGAAUCGUCAAAAAAUCGUUAUAAAUUAAUUCGAACACGACUCGAUCAAAUUCUUUCAAAUUACAAUGAAAUUGAAGAACAAAUUCGUGAUCCAUGCCAACGUGCUUUAUUUUCAUAUUGGAAAGGUCGAGCAUUUAAUAUAUUUCCGGAAUAUGAUAAACGUGCAACAGAUUAUUUAAGUAAAGCAGCACUUCUUCAACCAUCAAAUGUGUUAACAUUGAAUGAACUCGGAGAAAGCUAUGCUAAAAAUGGAGAAUUCGAGAUGGCUGCUAAUUGUUUUAGAAAUGCAAAUAGCAAAGAAAAAAAUCGAUUUGUUUUACGAAAUUUAUCAAUUGUUACUCGACAAUUAGCAUCAAAAGUAACUGAUCGCACAGAGAGAAAUCGAAUGAUUGAAGAAAGUAUUCAAUAUGCUAAACAAGCAGUUGAACUUGAUGUUAAAGAUGGAGCAUCAUGGUAUACCCUUGCAAACUCUUAUGUAUGUUUUUAUUUCAUGGUUGAAAACCAUCCAAAAAAUUUAAAACAAGCAUUCAGUGCUUAUAAUCUUGCGCUCAAAGAUGCAAAAUCCGAGAAUGAUGGUGAUCUACAUUAUAGCCGAGGCGUGGCAUUACAAUAUCAUGAAGAUUAUGCUGAAGCUCUAGCUUCUUAUGAAUGUGCACUUGAACUUGAUUCUGAAAAUGAGGAUGCACGUAAUAAUCAAGAUCAAUUACUUAGCUAUCUACGAACAAUCGCUGAUCUUAUUGCAUGCAAAGGUCGAAUCAAACCAAAAAAAUUUAAAACAUUAAUUUCUGUACUGAAUGAGGCUCCGACAUUGAAUAAUAAUAUCGUUCCACUUGAAUUUCUUCAUACCGGAGAAAAUGAAAAUGUAACUUAUCGUGGUACAGUUGUUGCUAGUCUUGGUGUACAGGAUGUUAAAUUAAUGUUUAUAUUAGCUGAUACAGAAGAACGAUGUGUUCUUGUAACUGUUUAUUACAUUGAUAUAUCAACAUCUGUUUCACUUGGUGAUAUUAUUGAAAUUGCAAAACCAGUCUAUCGUCUAAUGAAUAUCGAAUGGCGGAAAGAGAAAUUUUCUAUUUCAUCAUUACGCGUUGAUUCACCCAAGAAUUUAAAAAUCAAUGGAAAGGAUUGGCCAAUGAACACCUAUGCACCACCAGCUAUUUCACUUAAAGUUAAAUUUUAA